Pelobates fuscus (common spadefoot toad) is the source of this 5325-nucleotide messenger RNA. It is a transcript of the gene IPPK, whose product is annotated as inositol-pentakisphosphate 2-kinase. The transcript has 13 exons. NCBI's taxonomy places the organism in Eukaryota, Metazoa, Chordata, Amphibia, Anura, Pelobatidae. Gene Ontology annotation, cellular component: nucleus. The record is from RefSeq and is a predicted model, not a curated record. Gene Ontology annotation, biological process: inositol phosphate biosynthetic process. Gene Ontology annotation, molecular function: ATP binding; inositol-1,3,4,5,6-pentakisphosphate 2-kinase activity. Bases 151 to 1620 code for a protein of 489 amino acids.
CUGCACGCCGGGCUGGGAGCGGACUGAGAGCGGACCGAGAGCCAGCUGACUGCCAGCGGCGGCCGGGACUCCUCUAGGCUUCUCGCUGCAGCCGGACCCCAGGGUCGCCGAGCUCCCUCACUCCCUCCCUCUCUCCCGGCUGGCUGUGUGAUGGAAGCGGACAGGAUGGAUGAGAAUGAAUGGAGAUAUCACGGAGAGGGGAACAAAAGCCUGGUGGUGUGUCACACGCAGCGCUGUGUGGUCCUGAGGUUCCUGAAGUUUCUACCAAACAGGAGUAAGACUGCGGAGGAAGUCUACCAACACUUACAAAAUAUUUUGGACUUUGGCAAACAUGUCAUGAAGCAGUUUCUUGGAGAAAACUAUGUUCAUCAUGGGGAGGUGGUGAAGUUGCCAUUGGAUUUUCUGAAACCUCUCUGUUUAAGGGUUCAGUCAGAAAGACCAGAGUCUCGGUGCGAGAAAGAAAUGGAUGUUAGUGGUUAUGCUAUGUGCCUCCCGAACCUUACCCGCCUGCAGACCUUUCCAUUUAUAGAACAUAGGCCCAUCUUUUGCAUAGAAAUUAAGCCUAAAUGUGGGUUUAUACCAACAUCUCCACAUAUCACAAAGGAGAUCAAGAAGAAAGUGUGUCGGUUCUGCAUGCACCAGCACCUGAAGGUUGCGAAGGGAAAAUGGAAGCGGAUCAGUAAAUAUUGUCCACUGGAUCUAUUCUCAGGAAAUAAAAGGAGGAUGCACUUUGCCUUAAUGAGUCUCUUGCAGGAGUCGCAAAACAACCUUAAAGUAUUUAAGAACGGUGAAUUAAUAUAUGGCUGUAGGGACGACCAGGAUCAUCAGUCAGAUCUAAACGAGCUUGCUCACCACCUGAAGCCAUUUUUCUUUCCCACCAACGGAUUGGUCAAUGGACCUCAAAGCACAAUGAACAUCUUGAAAGAGCUCAUCCAAGUCCUAACAAACACAUUGCUAACCACCAGUGCGGAUUCAGGCAGAUCAGAAAGCUUCAAGUCUGUUCCCAUACCUCAAAGCAGAAAUUACUGUGAGUCUGGCCAUGUUUGCACAGAGCCUCUGAGAAUCAAUAAACACAAAAUAGAAACUGCGGGUUUGCCAAAAGGAUCUAUUCUAUACAAAACCCUCCAAGCUCAGAUGCUGGACAUGCUGGAUAUUGAAGGACUGUACCCUCUGUAUAAGAGAGUGGAGAAAUAUUUAGUAGAAUGCCCAGAAGAAAGAAGCACACUGCUCCUAGAUGGACCUUAUGAUGAGACAUUUUUUGAAAAAUUAAAAGAUCUUUCUACCGAUGACAAUGGCAGUGUGGAGUAUGCUGUGACAAAGAUUCAGCAAUAUAGAGUAGCAAUGACUGCCAAAGACUGCUCCAUCAUGAUCGCACUCUCCCCUACCAUGCAGGAGGAUCGCUAUGAUCAGAGAUCUAUUAUUAAGACUGCAAGGUCAAGCUUCAAGUAUUCAGUUUCCAUCCUAGACCUGGACCUCAAGCCGUAUGAAAGUAUUCCACAUCAGUACAAACGGGACAGUAAAAUAGUAAGCCACUACCUCAAUCAUGAAGAAGCCGCCCCGUCGCCUAUCUUCAAGGAAACAGAGGACUGCACUCUGCUCUUGCAUAAAGUAACCCAUUAACAGGAACCAACAUAUUUACUUGAGCUGUGAAUGCUUCUCCACAUUCCCUGUAGAUUGUGGGGAGCUUGCAGUGCACACAGGUCCCUAUCUGCUCUCUUGAUGGUCUGCACAUCUCACACUAGGUACACUGAGAUGUAUGAUGCUGCAGUCACUAAAACCGUUCAGAGGCUGUUAUAUCUUACGGGAUAGUGCAAAGUCCGCCUUGCCAGGCUGUUGCACGAAGGUUAGCUACAAUAUUUAAAAAAAACAACAACUUUAUUUUGAAAAGCUAGGAGACUAUGUUUUUAUAUGAAGCUGGACAAGCAGUGUAAUGAAAUAAACCUGCCCCUUUGCAACUCUAUGCUGCUUUUAUCUUGCGUGCCUGAUGAGGUUUAGGUAUACCUCUCACAGAGCCUUAUAUAACGGAUUGUGCAGUUUUUGACUAAGGUGUUUUUUUUUUUUUUUAACAAGUCACGUUUAAUGGCAUAUCUGCAACUUUUCGCUCUAUUUGCAGUCUGGUUUAUUGUCAGUUUUCUGUUUUUUGUUUUAGAAAAAGAAGGGUGGAUGUCUACUAUAAAGGCAUCUGUUACAGAGUUGGUUUUUGCAUUAGUUAAUCACUAAUUUAUUGCAAUAUAACUGUGGGGCUGGUUGGUGAAACAAGACCAGCUUACUUUAAAGUAAUUACAUAUUACUGUAAAGAGUGCACACAAAAAGCCAAACACGGACAGGAGAACCCUUGCACACACUUUUGGUAAAAAAAAAACAAAAAAAAAACAGUGCUUUAUGUGGCCCUUUAGAGAAAAUAAAUGUUUUAAGAGCCGUUUUAUUGGUUAUUGUUUAAAUAGAAUAGUGUGCAUUUCUGGUACUGGCACAUCCCUGUAAUCUACGGACAUCUACAAGAGAUUAUUCGUUAGAAUUAGUAGAAGGCAUUGUUGUAAAAUAUCCUUCCUACAGGAGUUUGUCUGAAGCAAUAGCUUUGUACUACUUUAUUUGUAAUUUUGCCCUGGAUUUUCCUACAGUUUACUUCUUCAUACAAAUAUUGGAAUAGAUGUUUAUUUUUAGCACCACAGGUCCCCUUUUGAGGAUGUGUUAAAAAUGUAAAAGGAAGUUAAAGUCCUUUAAAAUAUUUUACUAUUCACUGCAACAUGUUUUACUGUCUAAUUGAGCUUAUGUUUCUUUAAACUGCAUGCUGUUACUGAAUUGUGACAUAAAUGGUGCUAAUGUGCUGUAAGCAGAGACCGCAUAAACGGACACUAAGGUCAACAAAAUAACUUUAUCUAUUCACCCAAAACGCUUCAUUAAGCUAAUGUCUCUGAAGUCUCACUGCUCAAUUCAUUGCCAUUUAGGAUUAAAUCAUUUUUGUUUAUGUUUAUGCAGCCCUGUUCAUACUUCCCCUGGCUGUAACUGACCCAGCGUGCGUAAAAAAAAAAAAAAAAUCACUUUCAAUUAGAUAGUAGCUUACUUUAAAUGUUUUAAUCUCAUAGAGGAGGCUCCUGCAGGGUCUAGCACGUUAACAGAACAGAAGGUAUACAAUUCCAAAUUAAACAGAAUUUGUAAAUAAGGUAGUAUAAACAUUGGAUGACUCUUAAGUGUUUAUGAAGACUGUGUAAGUCACAUACAGGGAAGUGUGACUAGGGCUGCAUAAACCAAGCGAUUUAACUCCUAAAUGGCAGAGAAUUGAGCAGUAAGACUGCAAGGGCAUGAUCUGUAAACCAAAACGGCUUCAUUAAGAUAAAGUUGUUUUGGUGACUAUAGUGUCCCUUUAAAUUUCCAUUUUGUACAAACUAGCCAUGAUCAUUAAUUGUAUGGUCGCUGCUAUUGGCAGUGUAGAAAAAGGAAUUUGAAAAUGUCUAUAUGAAGUAUAUAUUCUUAUCCUGUACAGAUCGCGUUGAUGGAUGGCACACAAUGUUUAGUUUAGUUUAGUUUUUUUACAAUCUUUUUCUCCACUUUCUCACUGUGUUCUCUGAUUCUACUCAUAAGAUGAUAGAUUCCAUGUCUGCAAAUUUAGGACAUUUUGGUGAUGCCUAUUUGCAUCUAUAGAUCAUGCUGCAGUUCUGCAAUAUUGUUAGAGAAUUUUUUUUUAUUACCCUGUGAAUACAAAAUCCUCAGAUUGUCUUGCACAGUAUUUUGAGUACUAUGUAUAUGUUGGUGAAGUUUCUCUAGUGAUCGAUAAGACAAUAUUUGAACUCCCCACUUGGCGUGUUUAAAGAGGUACUACAAAAUGUUAAGUUCUAAAAUUUCCAUUACUGUAAUAUAUGGGAUUUUUAAAUGUUAUUUUACAAUAAUCGUAUAGAACUCCACAAAGCUAUACAAUACAAACUACCAAGUUAUCUUGCAGGUGUUUUGUGGAUUUUAUUUGUGCAAUUUACAGUUGCAGUCCAAACUGAUGGUAUAAAAUGAAUAAUACUGUCACCAGAUAACCAUAGGGAGUGGGUUAAAGGGAAACUAUAGACUAGGAACACAAAUUUAUAUUCCUAGCCUAUAAUGCCACCCCUUGCUCACUCACCCGCCCCUGCAGUGAACAAAGGGUUUAAAAACCCCCAAAAAAACACCUCUGGUCUCUUACCCAAAUUUUUAGGUCCCGUUUAAUGACUCCAUUCUAUCAGCCAGUAAGGGGAACGCAUGAGUGCUUGGAGGGCACUGAGACUAGUCACGGCAUGCAGUACUCUGUAUAGUACAUGCUUACUCCAUGCAGGCAUUAUAGACAUUCUAGGAACAUUUUAAGGAAACUGAGGUUUAUGUAUAGAAAACUGUAACAUUCACUUUCAAUUUGUGUCCGUUACAGCGGCGUUCAUACCGCAGUUACAGCGGCGUUCAUACCGCAGUCACAGCUGCGACCGGGCCCAUAACUCCAGGGGGCCCGGCCGCCCUGCUACCGGGUACCUGCCUCCAUCUUUUGCGGCCGCUAUCCAAGGGGUCCAUUGGGUGGCCCAUGCUGUCAAGGCCACUCGAUGCAUAUGGAUUGUCUGGGGGUCCGGUCAGCGCUGGGUGCUCUAACAGCGCGACCGGGCCCCCUGUGAUGAGAUCAAAGGGUUGGGGAAGGGGAUAGGAGUUUCAGGUCCAAACAUCUGUCACAAGAAUGGAAUGCAGCAUUGGCUGAAACAUGCACGUUCUCUGUAAGAUCUAACGUAGACAAACAGCUGGCACUAGUGUGUAUAUAAGUAGAUCCACUAGGUAAGUGGUUCUAAACUCGGUGCUAAAGGCACGUCAGCAUCCCUAUAGGAACAGAAUUGGGAAAUUACUAAAUGAAGGGAUGUUUUGAAGACUGAGUUGUAAACUACUGGACUUACCAGAAAGGUGUGAUACCCUGUUCUGCAACAGAACAAGAUAUGAUGGCGCUUUAAAUCAAAUGUAGAUUGUUAUUCCAAAGUCUGUAUAGUACUUCUAGUGCAUGUUCUUGCCUGUAUUGGCAUUGAGUGAAUUUGUUUUUAAACGUCUGUAAAGAUCUGUCAGCCUGUUUGCUUGUUUUACUUUCUGUAUCCCCCCAACACAGGAACAUUUUUUUUUUCUUCUUCUAGUACCCUUGAGCCAACAUUCAGCAACAGAAAUUUGUAUAGAAUUUAUAUUCCACUCACUUUCUGUAAAUUCAUAUUUAAUGGUUGUAUUUAUAUAUAUAUAUGUAAUUUAUUGUGAGAUUGAACAUGUGCCAUGCAUAUUGUACAUAGAGCAUGAGUUUAUAAAUGGGAAAUGACAAUAUUUAUAUUCAAUAAAAGAUUACAACUUAAA